AUGUCCUCGACAACAAACCGACCAGCGCUAUCUAAAGAUUAUCCAUCUUCCACCGCAGAACCUUCCAAGCUGUUCAAAUGGCCAGGAGGUGAUUGGGAGUCUACCAAAGCAGUCCGGGAGGUGCUGGAAGAUAAUAAUAGGGGAUAUGAUAUAUACGAAUCUGCCAGAUUUGCACAUAAUCACUUCCCUCAUUCUGCCCUGACUCGAUAUGCUCUAGGAGCCCCCUCACAGCUUAUCAGAGAUACCUGGACACACGAUCGACCGCAUCUCGUGUCGCUUGACCCGAGCGAUGAGAGUAGGAAGAAAGAAGAAGUCAAGGAUGUUCCUGAUAAGAUUGAUAGUGCGAAUUGGGGUGAUGAAAGAUACCUAGGUAUGAAGGGUGCCUAUUCUCGAUAUCUUACUUUCUUCCAUCGCGAAAUUGCCAGACUAGGUCCUUUGGAGACUCUGAAUAAAUACGUUUUUGCUCCAACGGCAAAUUGGGAGAAAUGGAAGGACACAGAUGGAAAAGAGCAAGAGCCGCCUAUGAUGAUCGAUCGAUUGGUUGGUGGACUUUUUCAUCCUUUUAUCCAUGUCGGAUUCGGGCUGGAGUUCAACGAUAGGGUAGUACUUGCUGAAGGUCUUGCCGAAGCCGCUAUUCACUCUGAUGAGCUGAAUCUCCCUCUCAUAACACCCGGAUACGCCCACGAGAUCAACCAUCCCUCACAUCCAACCCCCGAUCAUCUCCGUAGACCUCCGAGGGAAAUACCCGAUUCUGAAGAUUGUCUCUCCCCGAAUUGUGCUAGAGAACCAAGACUGGGUAGAUCUUUGUUGGAAAUAUACUCUAUCGUACUCCAUUCGCCUGAUUUGGCGCCUGUACCGUACGAUAAGAAUUCGAGUAUCAAUGACAGGCUCAAAUAUGCUACCGAAGGUGGUAAAGCGGAAAAGGUCAGGAAAUUAGCUGAAGAUUGGAGUCUGACUGAUGAAGAGCUGAGUGAUGGUAAGAAUGGUUGGAAGAGGAAGUUCGAAGAAGUGGCGAUUUUGGUUACGCUCUUGGCUUGUGGGACGGGUAGGAAAGGAAAGGAGUUGAAGAUUGAUUUCUUCUUGAUGCAUACCCUCACCUCAUCCAUCUUCAUACCCACAUACAUGCCGAUCCUGUCCAUCCCCAAUCGAAGACUACUCCUUAAAGCAUAUUUGUUGGUUCUGCUCAACACCGCAAUAGCUAGGGGACGACCUGCUAUCGAUCCAGAAUUGACCAUGUCAUAUGAUCCAUUCCCUGUAGCACCUGGAUCAGAAGAACAAGUCGAACCUCAAAAGGGCGCUGUAAUAGGAUCACCUGAUAAGAAGGAAAGUAGGAAUCCAUGGAUGGGUAUAGUCGAAAGUAGUUUGGCUUAUCCCGAUUCGCAUGUUCCCAAAGCCAUCCGAUCUCUGGUAUAUUUCGCAGAAUUGUACGGAUCAACCAGACCUGGAUGUUUCAUCGGCUCGUUCCUCUCUGGAGGACAGACACAUGAGACGAUCCCUGGACUGGCUAAAGUAGACGGUACGGUGUUUGUCAGAGGUGCAGGGGCGAUUAUGAAUCAGAUGGGAUGGACUAGAGAAGGUCAAAAGGAAGGGGAUUGGGAGUUCAGUCCAGUGGGAUAUGAUGAGGUUUGGAGAUAG
Messenger RNA from Kwoniella botswanensis, 1635 nucleotides. RefSeq lists its product as uncharacterized. Lineage: Eukaryota; Fungi; Basidiomycota; Tremellomycetes; Tremellales; Cryptococcaceae. The transcript is spliced from 6 exons. The record is from RefSeq and is a predicted model, not a curated record. Gene Ontology annotation, molecular function: oxidoreductase activity. Bases 1 to 1635 code for a protein of 544 amino acids.